Messenger RNA from Aspergillus uvarum CBS 121591, 867 nucleotides. RefSeq names its product DUF1774 domain-containing protein. Bases 1 to 867 code for a protein of 288 amino acids. The record is from RefSeq and is a predicted model, not a curated record. The transcript is spliced from 4 exons. NCBI's taxonomy places the organism in Eukaryota, Fungi, Ascomycota, Eurotiomycetes, Eurotiales, Aspergillaceae.
AUGGCUCCUUACAAUCCAUUCGCUAGGCACGAGUCCCAUAGCCGGUCUACCUUAACUGCAUACCGCAUUCUCGUUCCUUUGUCCUGGUUGCUGGUGUUGAUUGUCGGCAUCUACUAUUCCUCCAACUCGCCCGACGAUGUGAAGCAUGGCCAUUCCAUUUGGAAGCAAGCCAACAAGCAUAUCACUGCCUUUAGCUUGAGUACUAUUAUCACACGCAUCUACUGGGUCAUCCUUCUUAUCUCUCAGGUUGGCUACGUUUAUCAUCUCUUCUCGCGGGAUGCUGUGCUGGUUACCGGCGCAGCGAACGUGGGGACCCAUUUCAUUCUCAACAACCUGUUCACCUUUGCCUGGAUCCUCCUGUGGACCCACAGCCAUUUCUGGGGAGCGGAGAUCAUCCUGAUUGCGCACUUCAUCAACCAACACGCGACAUACUGGCGCCACCGCACCCUGAGCCCGCUUGCUCACCUGUCCGCCGUCGCGGCUCCUUUCGCGUGGACCCUCAUCGCGCUCUUCUGGAACGGCGCCGUUGCUGUCAACAGCAACAGCCUGCCCGCGAGGAUCGUCGCAAAUAUAUUCAUCUGGGUGCUGUUCGCCGUGGGAUCCGGUCAUAUUCUCGUGGCCCAGGAUGACCUCCUCGGUUAUAGUUUGAGUCUGCUGACGCUUGCCCUUGCGGUCAAGCAAGUUGGUGUCAAGGUGAUCUCGUUGCAGUGGAUCUUUGCCAUCGUCGUCUUCGCCAUCUUCUUCGUGGAAUCCCUCUACAUCUCCAUGACCAAGUACACCGGCCGCAAUGUGCUGCUCCGUAGAACUGGAGAGUCCGGUACCACUGACCGCGAAAGAGAGCCUCUCCUUAACGAGCCGACGGCCUGA